ACAGGUAUAUCUAUAUACUGCAUUUCAUCUAAUAUCUUUUCCCCUUUGUUUCCAUAGUAACAACUCACACAUAUACGGAGCGGUAUAACGGACGCUCGGAUAAAUCAAGCGCAACGAUACAAAAAAUUAUUUUAUUUAUCAACGAUCUGAUGAAGGGAAAUUCUUCGGGAUUGCGUUUCCUGUCGCAUGACAAGCUGCAUUUCUUUAGAGAGAGAAAAACAACAGGUGAUGAUGUAUACUGUAGCAGAGCUGUUCAGAAUCUGGCCCCAGGGCCAAAAGUGGCCUGCAGACAGAUCUGCUCCAAGGCUGUAAAGCUCGGCCUGUUUCGUGUACAGAUGGACAACCACAAGUCGUUUUGAAUUGGAUUCAUUAGUGGAGUUGGAGCUUGUGCUUAAUGUAAUACAUGAUAUCAAUGGGUCAUGUGACCGACAGGGUCAUGUGACCCACUGAUAAAGUUUGAUUUAAACAGGGCUCUCAAGUUUUGACGACAGGCAAGCGUCGUUUUACCAGAAUUUUCCCACCAUUUUACCAGAAGUUUAAAAAUAAACAACAGCAUCCAAAUUCCACAAUGGUUGCAGUGUUUGUUGGUGAUCUUCACCCAGAAGUAUCGGAUCUGAUGCUUCUAAAUAAAUUUAAUAAUGCAGGACCGAUUCAAUCGGUCCACGUCUGCAGGGACAAGAAGACCGGCUCGCCGCUCGGCUACGCCUACGUCAACUUUUACCAUCGAGCCGACGCUGAGCGAGCUAUAAAGAUGUUCAACUUUGAACUUCUUAUGGAGAGACCCAUGAGGGUCAUGUGGUCCUGCUGGGAACCCACCGCGAGGAUUACCGAAGGGUGUAACAUCGUCAUUAAGAACCCUGAUCCGUCCAUCAAUAGAACACUCCUGAAAGGCCGCCAAGUCACCGUCGAGUACUUUAAGUCUCGGGAGGAGCGCAAAAACCAGGACAACAACUUGUACAUCAAGAACCUGGAUGACAACAUUGACAAUGAUUGCCUGUACAGGACAUUUGCACAAUUUGGAACCAUCAAAAGUGCAAAGGUGAUGAUGGAGAAUGGGCGUUCAAAGGGAUUCGGCUUCGUCUGUUUUACAUCAUCCCAGGAUGCCAUGAAAGCCAUGAACGAGAUGAACGGAAUGAUGUGGAGCAAGAAGAAGAUCUACUGGCUCAAAAGAAAGAGGAGCGCCAGGCUCUCCUACAGAGAAUGUUCAGGAAGGAGUUCAGCAGUCCUGCUGUCAAGACUCCUUGCUCUGAAGACUUUGUCCAAACUGUCGAGACAGCUGCCCCAAAAUGCGUCGUGGAGGCUUUGGAGACAGAUGCCCCAGUGGAGAGUGUAGAAGGUGUGGAGACAUAUGCCCUAGUGGACACUGUAGAAGGUGUGGAGACAGCUGCCCCAGUGGAGAGAGUAGAAGGUGUGGAGACAGCUGCCCCAGUGGACACUGUAGAAGGUGUGGUGACAUCCACCCCAGUGGACACUGCGGAAAAAGCUCCAGCUACACUUGAGGAAACCCAGAAAAUGAAGCAUAGAGACAGCAAAAAGGAGAAAGGGGAGAAUAAGAAGAAGAUGAAAUGUCACAGAC
Molecule: messenger RNA, 1576 nt
Organism: Tachysurus fulvidraco (yellow catfish)
Lineage: Eukaryota; Metazoa; Chordata; Actinopteri; Siluriformes; Bagridae
Product: polyadenylate-binding protein 1-like
Exons: 9
Coding region: 569-1333 (254 amino acids)
Molecular function (GO): mRNA binding
Source: RefSeq, a predicted model, not a curated record